UUAACCCGGAAGUAUAUUAGCGGUCUCCCAAGAGCUCAUGUGCGGAGAAGAUGGCGAGCGGUGGAGUGUCAGUGCCUGCGCUGUGGACUGAAGUUAACCGUUACGGACAGAAUGGCGAUUAUACGCGGGCUCUCAAAUCUGUCAAUAAAAUCCUUCAGGAAUGUAAAGACGAUGUCACUGCUCUACAUUGUAAAAUAGUUUGCCUUAUACAGAACGGCAGCUUUAAAGAGGCACUGAAUGUCAUCAACACUCACACAAAGGUCCUUAGCAGUGAUGUCAUCGCUUUUGAGAAGGCAUACUGUGAGUACCGGCUGAAUCGUGUUGAAAACGCUUUAAAGACAAUCGAAAGCGCCACCCAGCAGACAGACAAACUGAAGGAACUUUAUGGCCAAGUGUUAUAUAGGUUGGAGCGCUAUACCGAGUGCCAGGCGGUGUACCGGGACCUCAUCCGUAAUUCCCAGGACGAAUACGAGGAAGAGCGCAAGACCAACUUGUCCGCUGUGGCGGCUGCCCUGAGUACCUGGGAGAAGGCGGCUCCGGUGGGUUCUCUGUUACAACUCGGGUUACAAAAAGGCAAGCUCCCAAAGAAUUAUGACCCCAAAGUGACCCCAGACCCAGAAAGGUGGCUUCCCAUGCGGGAGCGCUCCUAUUACCGCGGCAGGAAGAAGGGAAAGAAGAAGGAGCAAGUGGGCAAGGGCACGCAGGGCACGACGUCUGGGGCCACGGCUGAGCUGGAUGCCAGUAAGAUGGCCAGCAGCCCGCCCACAUCCCCCCGGCCGGGCACCAUGGCCGCAGCGGCCACCACCAGCACUGCGGUACCACCACGUCAACAGAAGCCAGCAGCGUCAGGGGCCACUCGGAAAAAGGCCCCGCAGAAGAAGAAAAAGGGGGGCAAAGGAGGGUGGUAACAUCCAAGAGACACCACCCCCCCCUUACAACACGACAAGGGAAGUCUUGUCAGUCGAGGUCUUCAUGAUUUUUAGGACCUUCCCCACAGCGAACAUCUCGGAGUAAUUGUCACAUACUUAUGGGUGUUUGUGGCUGUUUCAGAAGGAAAUUUAUAUUGUUAGAUGGAGAUCCUAAGCUAUAAUUGCAAGAUCUGAGUAUUUUUGUCAAAUAAAAACACAUUGCCACGGGAUCGUCAUACUGUAUGUACCAAACUGCAAACCUUCAUCUCGCAAGCGCAUGCUUGUUAAUUCUCAUGAAUAACGAUUUUGUUCAGCAUUUUUUUUAAUAUGAGAAAAUGUCUACAAAGUUAGAUAUUUAUUUUUGAUUUCGGCAUCAAGGUCCUAUGUUAUAAUUUUAUGAAUGUGAAGACCUGAUUCUGUUAGGAGGGGAACUGUGGAUUGUAUGCAGUUUGUCAGGAGAACAUUAAAUGAAAAGGUAGAGGAGUAGUGCUGUGUGAAACUUUUUCAGCAAACAAUAAAAUGAGUUGAUUGACGCGUCAA
Paramormyrops kingsleyae is the source of this 1448-nucleotide messenger RNA. NCBI's taxonomy places the organism in Eukaryota, Metazoa, Chordata, Actinopteri, Osteoglossiformes, Mormyridae. The record is from RefSeq and is a predicted model, not a curated record.